This is a messenger RNA of Colletotrichum truncatum, 1629 nucleotides long. RefSeq lists its product as uncharacterized. The record is from RefSeq and is a predicted model, not a curated record. Lineage: Eukaryota; Fungi; Ascomycota; Sordariomycetes; Glomerellales; Glomerellaceae.
AUGGACAAUAGAUCACAGGUUAUGGAAAGGUUGCCGCCGGCGAAGAAGAAGACCUCGGGAAAGCCAACGUCCAAACUUCUGUCUAGCAUGGCAUCAUAUGGCAACGGCGGCGGCAAAUCAUCGCCCUCGUCACCGGCUCUGGUAGCCGUCAGUUCGCCGUCGACAAACCCUGUCUUUUCAUCUUCACAGCAAGUAGUUGAGAAGUUCAAGGAGCAGCGAUCCAUGAUUGUCCACGAACUUGCUGUACAAGACAGGCCAUAUGACUACUUAGAAAGCUUAUGGGAAGGCAAGGAGGAAGAGUUCAAGCCCGCCCUGGAAAAGGUGGCCUCGCUCGACCAAGAUAACAAAAUGUGGGCGUUGAGGAAGAACUAUUGGAGAGAGUUGGACGUGUGGAAGUACGACUAUGAUACCCAAGAUACCCGACAAAAAGCGAUCGACAACGCGAUCCGUCAGUUCGAUAAGAUGCGAUUGGCAACCACAGAGCCAGAGUGGCAGAAGCUCCUUCCUAGGGAGGAGCGAGGAAAGGGCAAGAUCCUCAGCAAGCUGCAGGCGAACAUCGCUAAGGCUUCCGCUGCACCACCACCAAAGAUCAAGGUACAAGAUGCAGACGACGACGAAGACGUUCUCAAGAUGAAGGGUGGUGAAGCCAUGUCACGGUCAUCCUCAAACCCCCUCCCGGCCAAGCCAAAGAAGGCUGCCGACACUACCGCAAAGCGACUCUUGUCGACAAACAAGAAGUCAACCCCGGCCAAAGCUGCACCAACCAAGAGCAAGGAGAAAGCGUCCGCCCCCGGCAAAAAUGGUCGUGUACUCUCCGCAGAGUUUGUUACCAACUCAGAUUCGGACUCAGAAUCUUCGGAGGACAAGCCGAUGGCGAGCAUCGUGGCUGCCAAGCCAAGGCCUGCACCCGCUGCCGCUGCUCCUGCCCCCAAGAAAAAACCUGAUACAUCGCUCCCUCCCAGGCCGAAGAUCGCCGUGCCUAAGCCGAAGCCUAAGCCGAUCGAGAAGCCAGAGCGGCCGGUGGAGAGGUCAAUUGAACGGCCCAAAGAGAGAUCUGUCGAGCGGGAGGCAAUCAAGACGGUCAAGACACAGCUACCCAAACGACAGCGGGAUGAGAAGGCAGACGACAGCAGUUCUAGUUCCGAAGCGCCCCUUGCGAAACGGGCGAAGCCAAAGGCGCCGAUCAAGGCGCCUGUAAACCUAAAGCAGCGCCCCGCGGAUGUCUCGCAUGCUUCUCCCCGCAAUUCAUCUGGAGUGUCUUUCAAGAGCAAGAACACAUCGCCAGCCAAAUCAUCCCCCUUGGCCUCGUCACCGCCCACGAAUGCCUCGGAUCUCGAACAUUCAGCACCCAAGAAGCGCAAGGCGUUGGAAUCCUCCGAUUCCUCCAUCGACAGCGCCCGGACCAAGUCUGCUCCCAAGCGCCAGCGCAUGCUUAGCCCCGACCUGGUCCACAAGGCCGCGCGUUUCAAGUCGUUCUAUGAAAAGUAUGAGGCUCUGCAUUGGGAGAUUGCUGACAUGCAACACCCGCCCGAGGACAAGAUGGCCGAUCUACUCGAUAUGCGCGAACGGCUCAAGGUCAUGAAGACGGAGAUUUACAGGGAAUGCCCGCCCCCUAUUGCGGUUGCUUAG